Messenger RNA from Durio zibethinus, 1604 nucleotides. RefSeq names its product auxin-responsive protein IAA11-like. The record is from RefSeq and is a predicted model, not a curated record. Gene Ontology annotation, biological process: regulation of DNA-templated transcription. Lineage: Eukaryota; Viridiplantae; Streptophyta; Magnoliopsida; Malvales; Malvaceae. Gene Ontology annotation, cellular component: nucleus.
AGAAGGUUUAGAUUUUAGAAAGAAAAGUAAAAACAUUGAUGGAGGGGCAUAAAACCCGACAAGGUAGGGGCCCAAGUCAUCACUACAAACACCAGCACGACCACCACCAUUCCCAUCAUCCUUCCCAACCCAACCUUCAAUUUUCUCCUUCUUUUCUAGUAGUGUUUAUUAUUAUUAAUGUUUUAAAAUUUCCUUUCUUUCCCAGUUUCCUAUGCCCACCGAACUUUCGCUUAACACCUUCUCAAAAUCUUCGUCUUUGUUCCCUUUCUUUCUUUGCUUUUUACCCAUUUCUCUCUGCCUGCAAAGUUAUAAACUUCACUUGUAAUAAACAUCUUCUCUUCUAUUCUAGUUAUAAAGUUUGAAACUUUGGUUGAAUCAAGGAGGUCUUAAUUUUCAAUGCCAGGAGUUGUUGUUAUUGUUGGUGGUGGUAGUUCUGAAAGUGGUUCAAUGUCUACAGUGUCAAGGGAGGAUAACAUGGUGAUGUCCUCAGAGGAUUCUUCGUGUCCAGAUGAGUCUGAGUUGGAGUUGGGUCUUGGCUUGAGCCUUGGUGGUGGUUGUGGUGGUUUUAAGUCGCAUCAAGUUUCAAGGGGUGGUCAAUAUAUUAGGAUUUUGACUGCUAAGAAUUUCCCUUCUGUGGUUUCUGCUGCAGCUUCUUCAUAUCCUCCUCCAUCAUCUUCAUCAUCAUCUUCUUCAUCUUCUUUAAGUAGAGCUAAUGUCACAGCUGGGACCAAGAGGACUGCUGAUUCUGUGGCUGCUGCUAAUGGCUCUAGUCAAGUGGUGGGGUGGCCUCCUAUAGGAACUCAUAGAAUGAAUAGUAUGGUAAACCAACCAAAAGCACUGGCCACUGAAGGAUUUAACUCAACAAUGGAGAACCAUAAAAAUGAGACCUCUAUGAUUGAGAGGAGUGCCAUUGGCAGCUACAUGAAUGGUGGUAAUGCUAAGAUCAGAAAAUCUCUGUAUGUGAAGGUGAAGAUGGAUGGAAUUCUAAUUGGAAGGAAGGUUGAUCUAAAUGCCCAUGAAUCCUAUGAAAAGUUGGCAAAAACUUUAGAAGAUAUGUUUCUCAGAAACACCCCAAAUGUCAAUCCAGUAGGAUCAAGGGUGCUGGAGCAUGGUAUGAUGAACGAACCAAUAAGACCUUCAAAACUGCUGGAUGGAUCAUCUGAUUUUGUGCUUACUUAUGAGGACAAGGAGGGUGACUGGAUGCUUGUUGGAGAUGUUCCUUGGGAGAUGUUCCUUAGUUCAGUGAAGAGGCUUAGAAUCAUGAGGACAACUGAGGCUACUGGAUUGGCUCCAAGAUUACAAGAAAGGAACCAGUGACAAAGAAGCAAGUCCAUCUAGAAUAUUAUUCUCUCACCUGCCAUAAGAUGAAUAGGGCAGCUAGUAACACACAAAGCAAAAAGAAAUACAGAAUAGUUAAAGCAUUUUGACUCAGUAAAGUUUGAACCUCUGUGGCUCUCCGUUUGUUUCCAGUUGCUGUAUUAUUUUGUUUACAUGUUUUCUUCAAUCUCAAUUACAGUCUUGAGGAAUGGUCACCAUAAUUUUUGAAAGGCACAAAUAUCUUAGUUGUAAUAUAUACAAAAGUAUCCACUAACUGUUAUUUUUUU